Molecule: messenger RNA, 1365 nt
Organism: Candidozyma pseudohaemuli
Lineage: Eukaryota; Fungi; Ascomycota; Pichiomycetes; Serinales; Metschnikowiaceae
Gene: MCA1
Product: Ca(2+)-dependent cysteine protease
Exons: 1
Coding region: 1-1365 (454 amino acids)
Biological process (GO): proteolysis
Molecular function (GO): cysteine-type endopeptidase activity
Source: RefSeq, a predicted model, not a curated record
AUGUUCCCAGGCAGUAACCAAGGUCGAACCUACAACAACAACCAAGGUGGUUACCAGAACCAGCAGGGUAACUACAACAACUAUGGACCCCCACAGGGUCCCCCACCCGGCGGAUAUCCUCCACCAGGCCCUCCUCCUCCAGGCUGGGGUCCUCCACCAGGUCCCCCACCACAACAGUACCAAAACCAGGGUUAUCAAAACCAGGGUUACCAGAAUCAGGGCUACCAGAACCAGGGUGGUCGUGGAAACCAGGGUCAACAGACCCAGUUGAACUCUCCUCAGUUCAUGCAACAACAGCAGCAGUAUCAACAACAGCAGCUGCAGAAUCACGAGCAAUUGGGUAACUUCACCAGGCUGCACGGUGGACAGUCGUUUGAAGGCAACAACGGUGCCAUUUCGGGUCCUCCACCAUCCAACCCGCAGAGUUUCGGUGGAAACUCCAACAUGACCUACCAGUACUCCAACUGUACGGGUAAGCGUAAGGCUGUGUUGAUCGGUAUCAACUACUACGGCACCAAGAACGAGUUGCGUGGAUGCAUCAACGAUGUGAAGAACAUGAGCAAAUUCUUGAACGAGUACUUUGGCUACUCCUACGACGACAUGGUCAUCUUGACCGACGACCAGAAGGAAUUGGCCAGAAUCCCCACCAGGGAGAACAUCAUCAGAGCCAUGCAGUGGCUUGUCAAGGACGCCAGACCAAACGACUCGUACUUCUUCCAUGUUUCGUCUCACGGUGGCUUGGUUCCUGACGAGGACGGAGACGAGGAGGACGGUUUCGACUCGUGCAUUUACCCUCUUGACUUUGAGAGAGCCGGCCCUAUUUUGGACGACACAAUGCACGACUUGAUGGUCAAGCCCUUGCCCCAGGGUUGUCGUUUGACUGCCUUGUACGACUGCUGUCACUCUGGUACCGCUUUGGACUUGCCUUUCGUCUACUCCACCAAGGGUGUCGUCAAGGAGCCAAAUGUGUGGAAGGACGCCGGUACUGGCGCUUUGAACGCCUUCAUGGACUACAACAGAGGCGACAUUGGUGGUGCCAUUUCCGCCGUCAGUGGCAUUUUCAAGAAGGUCACGAACUCCGCCAACGUGGACAGAGAUGCCAUUAUUCGCAGUAAGAUGUCUGCCGCUGAUGUCAUCUCCAUGUCUGGUUGUAAGGACGACCAAACCUCUGCCGAUGCCAAGGAGGCUGGCCAGAACACCGGUGCUAUGAGUUGGGCUUUCAUUUCCACCUUGAAGGCCAGCAACCAGCACUCGUACCUCUCGCUUUUGAACCAGAUGAGAGACUUGCUUUCAAGAAAGUACUCUCAGAAGCCACAGUUGAGUUGUUCCCAUCCUACCGACAUGAACUUGAAGUUCAUCAUGUAG